Molecule: messenger RNA, 6857 nt
Organism: Procambarus clarkii (red swamp crayfish)
Lineage: Eukaryota; Metazoa; Arthropoda; Malacostraca; Decapoda; Cambaridae
Biological process (GO): protein ubiquitination; ubiquitin-dependent protein catabolic process
Molecular function (GO): ubiquitin protein ligase activity
Source: RefSeq, a predicted model, not a curated record
CUAGCCGGGCCAGGAACUAGCAGUAGCAUCUGGUGAAGCCAGGUUGGUGUGGAUGCUCGCGCUCCCACUGGCACUUCUAGGCCUCAACACCUGUCUCUCCUCAGCCUCAACACCUGCGUCUCCUCAGCCUCAACACCUGUACAUCGUGUAAUACCGCCACUGAUAAAGAAAGUCACGUGUGAGGCGGCGAGUGCAUGUUAGGACUUCACCUUCCACGCUUCCAGGAUGGCUGAAGUACUAACUAUAGUGGCUGAGGAAAUGGGUAGAGUGUUUGGCAUGGUGUGGAGUGGAGUUGGAGUUGCGAUUCGUUUAAACAACCAGGUCAUGACGACAGUUCUCAAGGCAUCCACUCGCAUCGUGCAGGUCCUCUUGCUCCUCACACACAAGGCUGCCGAUUUGUUUUCUGUGCUAACAACUGACCUUCUGCUCUUCCUAGGAGAUAUAGGAAAUGCGGUAUUUGCUCUGGGAAUGGGUGUACAUGCUGUUGUGACAACUUUGUUCAAUUUUGUGAGUGGCAUUCUCCUGGGUAUAAUAGCUGCAGCUAUGUUCUCAUGUCAGCUUGUCCAGGCCUCAUACUGUGCCAUUAUUUCUGGUGUGAUGACUGCAGUGGCACAGGUGGGGAACAUCCUUAGAGUGCUGAAACAUGCACUCGUAUUGUUUGGCUCAUCAAUAGUGUUCAUCAUAGGCCUUGUUCCCAAUGUGUUAUGUCUUGUAUUUACUGGCUUGGUUCACCUGUGUUCAUAUGCUUAUCUUAAUUGCAGUCAGGCAGUGAACAGCUCAUGGCUGUCAUUACAGUAUGCUGUAAAUAUGUGUGUGUCUGGCAUUAUCACUUUUGUUCAUGAUAUACCACUUGAAGCAGUUGUAGGUGUAGUCAUGGGGUUGGCUCUAAUUAUUGGCUUGAAAUAUGCUCUCUUUUACAUGAUGGACAAUAUGAUUUUAGUUCCGGACAUGCAAGUACCUACAAUGUUUAUUGUGACGAGACAGAGACUCAUUCGCUGGUACAUGGCAGUGGUGCGACGAGCACAUGAGAGGCCUCCAGUAGAUAUUGACACAGAAGAGGAAGAAUUGGAUGAUGCAAAUGAUGAGAAUGGUAAUGACAACAAUGAUAAUGUACCUGACCUCAACUUACCUCAGAACCAGUUUUUUGCUCACCAAAUGAAUAUGGCUAAUCCAGCUCCCAAUCAAGCACAUGAGCCUAAUAUCUUUCCAUUAAUGAACGGUGGUGAGGUUCCACGAAACCCUGCACCGGCACCACUCUUGGCAGUAGGCCUCACAAGACGGCCAAUUGCUCGCCAACGCAUGCAUGAACAGCCACGUGAAAACAUUGCACUUUCACCAGAAAGUAGCAUUUCAGAAAUUAAGAAUGGACGCGAAUCCACUAACAGGGCAGAUGGACAAGCCUAUCAGCUAUAUAGAGAACUAGAACAGGAACGUGAAGGUCGUUUAUGUAUUGUGUGCCAAGACCAAGUUAAAUGUGUCAUACUGUUGCCGUGUCGUCACCUGUGUCUGUGUGAUGCCUGCCGCUCAGCUAUCAUCACCAGAGACAACACUUGUCCAGUUUGUCGUAGACCCAUCAUGGAGACAUUGCGAGUUUAUGUAUGAUAUGUGGCAUUGACUAUGUAUUCUAUCAUAAAAAUAUAAAUUACUUGUAGAUAAAUAUAGUUGAGAUAUUUGAGUGUUUUUCAUAUUUAUGGAAGAAAUGCUUUGUUUGAGCAGUCUAAUUGUCAUAAUAGAGCAGUAUGAAGCACUUAUUUUGAAACUUGGGCUGCUUUUUAUAUGAAAAUGGCUAUUCACCAUAUCACUAUUGCUUUGAAAAUAAAAAACAAUAAGCAUGUUAAGAAUUUACUGAAACGUAUCAUCAUAGAAGGUUGAUUUGCUUGACUGUCAUCCAGUACUGCACUAGCAUAAAACUUGGGUGGUCAUAGUACGGCUGAUACAAAUGUUUAUGUUGAAUGGCUUAAGUUUUCAGAUAUGAAAAUGUUGUAACACAGUAUCUUCUUUGAUUUAGAAAUGAUACCCUGUCUCAGAAGGCAGUUACAGUUUUCCCAGAUAACUUUAUUCAUUGAGGUUUUAUGAAAAAUCAAUAAAAGAUAUCAUAGUGUGUAUAUUCGUGCCGUGAAGAUAGUGAAUGUUUGAUACAUUGUAAUAUAGGCACAUAUAAAUACCGGUAGUUCCUUUUUUAUAAAGCUGUGUAAUCUUGAUAGGUAUUGUUGAAAUUUGGGAGAAUUAUAUUGGGUCCUUAAAUACCCAUUAAUUAACUUACAUCAUUUGUGUAUCUGCUUCAGUUACUAAGUUAAGUUAUGCAUUUGCUCAAUUUCGAAAAUUAGAGGCAGUGUUUGAAAUAGGGAGACCUCUAUUUUCUGAUUAGAUUGUCAUAAAUUGACUCUUGAAAUUUCUAAACAAUAAGGCACCUGUAGUGGAUUAUAAUGUAAAUAAACCAUUAUAGAAUGAAAAGGAAGACUUUGUCAUAAUAAGAUAACCCAAAUUUAUAGGAAACAAGGAGAUAAGGUGUGGACGUGACUCUUGGUUUGUGGUAGAAGUGGGAGGAUUGAAUGUGGUUGGCAAGACUAGUUUGUGGCAGAAUUAGAAAGAUUAGUGGUGGCUGUAAGGACUGUUGGGUUGCAAGAGUAGAAGAAUCAUUUGUAGUUGUAGGACCUAGUUUGAGGCAUUACAACUUUAUAAAGGUACUGUAUAUGAAUAUAUCUCCACUACAUUAGAUACAGGAAUAAAUCUUGAGAGUGCUUCCAUAGUAAUUCCCUGACAAGAUAUUCUUAUUUUCUUGAAAUUGUAACAUGAUUUACUGUGUUAUUUUUAUAAAUUAACAAAUUGGGUGAUAGUAUAUAUAUAUAUAUAAUUAUAUAUACAAUUAUAAUUAUAUUAUGUGAGCCUUUAACUAACCUAUUCUCAUCUGUUUUCUGUGGUUUCUUUUCAAUUGAUUAUUUGAUAUGUAAUACAGGGUAUGUAAUCUCAUAUGUGAGUGUACCUGAUUCUUGUCACAACUAUAUAAUGUUAUAUGGAGUAUUCAUUUGGCAUUACUGGAAUUUUGUUCCUUAUCAUUCAUUUUGGAAUGACUAAAGCAUUACAUCUAGUGGUCUGUUUUACAUAUUUUUAUCACACUAAGUAAAGUUAUGAAUUAGUAAAAAUACUGCUCCUCAUAAAUGUAACUAGAUACAGAGAUCGCCUUUAAGGAAAUCAGUAUGGUUCACUAUAUAUCAUUUUGGGUUAUUCCUGUGAUUUAUAGUUAUAAUUACAGUGGAACCUUGAGUGACGAGCGGCUCCAGUUACGAGCAUUUUGAGUAACGAGCAAGCCACUCGCAGAAAAUAUGUCUCGACUGAUGAGCCUUUCCUCAAUUAAUGAGCAUUCCUGCUGGUUCUUGGACACCUCCGACAACAGUUUUGUUGUUGUUUCAAAAGACGUGUUUUCCACACGACGAGUUCGGUGCCGGAACGAAUUAAACUCGUUAAUCGAGGUGCCACUGUAUCAUCAUUACCAUAUUUCUCAUUUUGAUGGGGUGGUGCGAGUCGAGUCUAGAGAAUGUAGCAGAGUAGUAACAGAAGAGAUGGUUAAAUGUAUUAAGGGCUAAUAGCCAACCAUUCAUCAUACUGUAUCUUAAAACACUAAGUACUGUAGCAUCAUAAAGGCCCAGCACCACCACACAUCACAAAAACUUUAUACUGUAUUGUAUAAUGGCAUAAGAUAUAUAUUUAACUAGUUAAUUACUCAUAAACUAAUGUAUGAGCCACUUGGUGUAACCAAAAUUAGUCACAAUUGUAUUUGUAUCAAAAGCUGCACUGAGAUAAAGAUGUUAAAUGUAUGUGCUGAGUUUGAGUAAAUAAUCUGAGCCCAAAACACUGCUUCUUCAAUUUGUUAAAUUCAUAAAUUAGUCAUGCUGAUCCUAAAGCUAGCAAUUCAAGAUUUAGAAGUGGUGUAAUGGGCAGUAAAGAGCAAUAAUUGUGUUACAGUGGGCACAGUACCCAAGAGUAACGUUAAUUCAAUGUUACUUAUGGAUAUCGUGCCCACUGGGAUGUUAUAUUACUGAGAUUCAAUAUUUAUCUUGUGCACACUUUUAUACUUAUUUAUUGUAUCGAACACGUAAAUAAUUUUUUAACUUGUUGAUAAAUCUCAAUUGUUGUGUAUAUGGAAUAUAAGAUGAACAAAAUAUAGAAUACAUAAAUGAGUGAUUAGACUUAUAUCAAGUUCAACAAAUUAAUAUCGGAUGCUGGAAUACAUGUGUUUAGUUUAGAUUUUUUAAAUAUUCCAAAUACAAAAUAAAAACAGAAAUUACUGCUGAUAAUUUUUUUGGGUACAGUUCUCUACUGUAAUUGUUUUUGUAGCAAAAAUUUGUGCUUGCAUUCGUGAGCAUAGUUCCUGGUCUGUGUUCAUGUUUUCUUUGUUUAAUCAUUGUACUGUACAUCAUUGUGGACAGUUGUUUCCUUGCUGUGUAUCAAAAUUAAAACAUUCUGUAAUUAGUGAAAUAAGAAAAGGUGACCCAGAGAUGGUUUGAAGGAUCAAUUCUUCCAUGGAGACUUGCAGCGCAUUCAUCUUUGAGUCGCCUAACAGCACUUACAAUACAAAGUGUUCUAUUAGUCACAUCCUCCCUAGUGAAAUCCUCAUUUCCACAAAAUAAUGACAUUGGAAAUUUUUUUUUUGUUAGUCUCCUCUUGAUAACUGCUAUAUAAUUUAAGUACUGUAACAUCAGAAGACCUGUUGGAUAAUAAGUACAGCAAAUGCUAGGUAGUUACAGUAGUUCAUAAUUUAAUUAAUUUUCAAAAUCUCUGGACUUUCUAGAAGAAUCCUGAAUAUGCCCCUAAUUACAGCUUUAGGUAUGGGGAUGAAAAGACUCGUUCAAUAUACUGGAAUGGCUACUCAGUGCUCAAAUCAUUCGAUCAUUCCGUACCAUUUGUGAUACACCAUUUGAUGUAAUGGUUUACUGUCCAGAAUUCUGUACCAAUUUUAUUUGACAAGUGAUGCAAUGAUGCAAGUUGCAUGUCAACAACUUCUUGUAUUUAUCUACAAAAAAAUAUUACCUUUAAGUGUGCUGCAUAUGCUUUCUAUUGAUCAAGUGGUAAUGACUAGUAAAACACUACAUUGUUAGUAUUAGUGAAAUGAUUUUUGUUUCAUAAAUGUAAAAUUCUCACAUUGUAUGCAUUAGGAAAUUUUUUAAUUAGUCUGGUAAUAGUGUUCAUGUGCUUUUUGUUUUUUAAUGUACAGUAGCAUAUACAGAUGAACCAUUUCUGAUUGUUUAAUCAGGAAAGUAGGUCUGUAGAAAUUGUUAAAUUCUUCUAAACUGUGCAGGCAGAAAAUGUUCAAAGUGGAGAUAUAUAAAUGCUGUACUGUAAUAAGAUUCUCAUUUAUGAAUAGGUUUGGCACUUCUAGCAUAAGCGUUAGAUUUGGAAGAUGUGAAGACUUUCGGUUACUCUUUACAUUGUUAAUUAUCAAAGAUGGCAUUGAUGAAGUGAAACUGGAAGAAGAGCAAGUAUAGUAAAAGUAUGUGAAAAAUAAUAAUUGCUGUUGGCUCUGGACCCUUGGGAAAAGUGAGAAUGUUUUGUGUGAAUGUAUAAAAACAAAAAUCCCUUGACUGCAAAUGUUUGAAAUGGGGUAAUUAGUUGAUAAUUAAUGUGUAUUAUUGUAAUACUGUACAGUGCAGUAAUCAGAGUGAUUGAAUAGCAAGAACGUAGGGGAUAUAAAAGUAUAGUAAAUAAAACACUUGGUGAAUUUAAAUGUGCAGUAUUUUAUUAAUUUAGAAUAUGUUGAAAAUGUGGCAGAUAAGAGAUUUAUGCCAAGAUUGCCCAUAGCAUGGUUGGAGGCAGAAAGGCAGGCAAGCUUAAGGAGCAUGUUUUUAGUACAAAUUAGUGAGUACUAAGAGACUGCUGCCAGGAUAGGAUUGCAAGUUACUAAGGAAGAUUUUGCUUAAUAUGGACGAGGUAUCUAGGCUCUCUUGACGAGUGAUACAGCCAUAAAAAUCACUGCCAUUUUGCACCUACAUUUAUUAAAACUGUGUGUGAUAAUGUACACUCUAUGAACUGCAUGUAAAUGUGGAUGAUACACAAAUGCAUGAUUUAGAAAAUGAGCUUUUGCUUUCCACCCUAAAGAUAAGCUAGUUAAAUUUGUUUACUGUAGACUUUGAAGAUGUUUGCGUUGUAAUAGCAGUAUUUUUAUAUAAUCAGUGAUGUUUUGGUAUUUGGCUUAUUGCCUGCAUAGAAAUAUUGUACUUUUAUUGAGGAAUGUGAUAAAAGGAUUGUCCAAUUUGCUGUAAUGACCGAAAUAAUAUUGUUUACAGAAAAACGAAUGGAUGGUUUUUUGGCAUGAUAGUUUUAGCUUUAAUACUAAAUGAGGUCCAUUACUUCCUGGUUAUAAUUGUUAUAACUGUAUGGAUUAUAUGUAAGUACAAAUAAUGAUUAAUUUUAAUUACUGUACAUUUAUGUGAGCAAAGUAGUUUAGUGUAUUUUUCAGUUGUCAGCCAUUCAACUUCAUUAGUUUGUUUUAAGAAUGUAUGAAAUGAAGUGAUUGCAAUAUUAUGCAUCAUUAAGUUUAAGUUUGUAUUGUGUAAAUAUGAAAUAGUAUGGUAAUUCUAAAAUGAAGUGUUUUAGCCCUCAUUCAAAAUUAUUUCAUAGUUAUGUUUUGUACAGUAUUUCAUAAAUACAGUGCUGAAAGAAAUGUACUGUAUUUGUUUAAUUGGCCUGUAAGCUACAUAAUUAUUUCUAAUAACCAUUUAUCUGAGAUACACUAUUUGUAGACUUUGACUCCAUUGUUAAUUGAACUGCAAGUCACUUUUAGAAAAUAUGGACUGAACUAAAAAAAAAUACCAUGCAGACUCAUUUAUACAACCCAUUUUACAAUAAAUUACCUGAUUUUA